Messenger RNA from Zygotorulaspora mrakii, 1647 nucleotides. It is a transcript of the gene AMD2, whose product is annotated as putative amidase. NCBI's taxonomy places the organism in Eukaryota, Fungi, Ascomycota, Saccharomycetes, Saccharomycetales, Saccharomycetaceae. The record is from RefSeq and is a predicted model, not a curated record. Bases 1 to 1647 code for a protein of 548 amino acids. The transcript has a single exon.
AUGUCUUGGAAAGUCAAUGUCGAGAAAAAAAGGGCUCAAUUGAAUGCUAAAAUCCCAUCAGAAUGGAGAAUUGAUGGUGGUAAACUUGAACUUUUGAAAGCUGAAAAGAAGAAUUUGGAUCUAAAUCUAGACAAACUGUGCACAGAAGCGGAGAAUGAGAUAACUCAUUCUACGAUAUUGAAACUCAGAGAUGAACUAAUUGUGAAAAAUCUAACAUGCUAUGAAAUCGCGAUUGCAUUCUGCCAUAGGGCAGCGUUGGCUCACCAAGUGAUCAAUUGUUUAUCAGAGAUCAUGUUUGAGGAGGCAUUAAAGAAGGCCCAAAAACUAGAUGAACAGAGACCCGAUUUUUUGCCACCUUUGUACGGAAUACCGAUAUCGUUGAAGGAUCAAUGUAACGUUGAAGGCGUAGAUAGUACAUGCGGUUAUCUGGGCAGAGCAUUCAAACCAAAGAAAAGAGAGGAAGAGUCAUUGAUUGUCAGACAUUUGCGAGAACAAGGUGCAAUAUUGUACGUCAAAACAACAGUACCAUCGUCUAUGAUGGCUACAGAUACCGUAUCGAAUACGUUUGGUAUAACCUUGAAUGGGUUAAAUCAGAAUUUUUCGCCAGGUGGAUCUUCUGGCGGUGAAGGAGCUCUUAUCGCUGCCAGAGGUUCCUUGUUAGGCUUAGGAACAGAUAUUGGAGGUAGUAUCCGAAUACCGAGCAGUUAUCAUGGAUUAUAUGGGCUAAAACCCACCGAUAGCAGACUUCCUUAUCUGCGCGUAGAUAAUUCAUUUCAAGGGAGAGAACUAAUUCCUAGUGUUAUCGGGCCUUUAGCCAGAAAUCUAGAUGAUUUGAGAUAUUUUAUGGAUGUUAUGGUGAACAUUUGCAAACCCUGGAUUGACGAUGUGAAGUGUGUGCCGUACCACUUCGAUAGCAAAUCAAAAGAACUUCAUAAAAACUAUGUGGUUGGUAUUUGGUACGGUGAUGGCGUAAUAACCCUCCCACCAGGAGAUGUAAGAGCGUUGAGAAUGUGCGAAGACCUAAUCAAUAGUACUCUCGGAAUGAAAGCGAUUAGGUGGGAGGUCCCUGUUGAAGUUAACAAAGAACUGCAUGAAAUCGCCAUGGAUACGGACAUAGCUGAUGCAGGAAUCGAGAUAAGGCGUGAGUUUGAAGCUAGUGGAGAACCGAUAAUAGAUAUUUUGAAACCGGUUAUUCUGGAAAAGGGAGCUGAAGCAUGCUCAGUGAAUCAAUGGUGGGCCUUAAAUAAAAGGACUUACGAAGCCAAAAUCGCAUACAGAGAAUAUUAUAACUCUUUAGAACCAACAGAAAGGCCCGAUGUUAUUAUAAGCCCACUUACCUUAACCCCAUUUAGGCCAGGAGACAUGCUAGCAACAACAUUGAGAUACAUUUUAUUUGUAAACGUUUUGAACUUUCCGUCACUUGCAGUUCCCAUUACGAAAUUCAAUCGCAAUGUUGAUGGUCAGAUGGAUACAUCAAAAGCGCAAACUGAAGAGGAUAGAAUUGUAUCUAAUUACUGGAACGAGCUCAUUUCCUCAGAUUCCAUUCAAGAUUUCCCUCUAUCUUUACAGAUAAUGAGUCCGACUUACGACGAUAAUGAAGUUUGCACAUUUGGCUCAUGGCUAAUGCAAAAUUUGCAAAUCUCUUGA